This is a messenger RNA of Solanum verrucosum, 2157 nucleotides long. RefSeq lists its product as uncharacterized. The transcript is spliced from 15 exons. Bases 22 to 2001 code for a protein of 659 amino acids. The record is from RefSeq and is a predicted model, not a curated record. Lineage: Eukaryota; Viridiplantae; Streptophyta; Magnoliopsida; Solanales; Solanaceae.
GUUUCUCUUGGAACAAAAACGAUGUCGUCUUCGACAUUGACGCCAAUGCAAAGGUACGCUGCCGGAGCUCUGUUCGGUCUGGCCCUUCAUCAGGCCCACAUUCAUCAGACUUGUCCAUUGGGCUUUCCGUCCGACAAGGAGGACCGUAUCAGCAAUGGUAGCAGUAAUGAUUCCGUCUCUGACGACCCUCAACUUUGGGUUCACGAAUCAUCCGGCCUCCUCCGCCCAAUUUUCAAAUUUCUAGAGAUUGAUAAAAAAGCAUGGUCUGGACUAGAGGAAACUGCUGGGUCUUCAUCACCAAAGCAUCACGUUGGAGCGCUUCUAAGGUCACUAUCUGUCUCUGAAGAAGGUGCUGAAUCUUCUUCAGAAGCAGCAGACAAAGAACUUGAUCUUGCAAAGGCCAUCGAUGCUAUGGCAUCAAGCAUGGAGAGAACUUCCCAUAAUGUGUCCAAGAAAGAGAAGCAGUGUGAAUAUGAGCAUAAAUGUCGGGAGAAAUUAUCUCUUGCUGAUACGCAAUCUAGGUCCGAAGUGGAAAAUACUACAAAUGUUGAAAAUCACCAAGAGAAAAGCAAGAAGCCAUCUAGCAUUGAGCAAGCCCAUUUAGAGUCAGUUAGUGGAUUUGAUGAAAAACCUGUGGAGGAGGCAUCGACACUUGAAUACUCUAGGAAAGUUAAUGUUCUCUAUCAACUUUUCUCUGCCUGUCUUGCUCAAUCAUCUGAAGAGAGUAAAAAUUAUACACAAAGGAGGGGUUAUGAUGCACGACAUCGCGUGGCUUUGCGGUUGCUAGCUACAUGGUUUGAUGUCAAAUGGAUCAAAGUGGAAGCCAUUGAAACCACGAUUGCUUGUUCUGCAAUGGCACUGAAAGAAGAAGAAUUAAAGGAACAAAGCCGAUCUCCUAAAAGCUCAUUGGCUAAGUGGAAACGAAGAGGUAUAAUAGGCGCAGCUGCAGUAACUGGAGGAACCUUGUUGGCAGUUACUGGUGGUUUAGCUGCUCCAGCAAUAGCUGCAGGCUUUGGUGCUUUAGCCCCUACCUUGGGGACUCUCGUUCCUGUGAUUGGAGCAAGUGGGUUUGCUGCCGUUGCUGGUGCCGCAGGAAGUGUUGCAGGGUCUGUUGCAGUAGCAGCUUCAUUUGGAGCUGCUGGAGCUGGACUCACAGGAAGUAAAAUGGCCAGGAGAAUAGGAGAUGUUGAUGAAUUUGAGUUCAAGGCUAUAGGAGAAAACCAUAACCAGGGUCGGCUGGCAGUUGAGGUUUUGAUCUCAGGACUUGUUUUUAAGGAAGAAGAUUUUGUAAGACCUUGGGAAGGACAAUAUGAUAAUUCUGAGAGAUAUGUGCUACAGUGGGAGUCAAAGAAUCUUAUUGCUGUAAGCACUGCAAUUCAGGAUUGGUUGACGUCAAGACUUGCAAUGGAGUUGAUGAAGCGAGGUGCUAUGAUGACAGUUUUAAAAACUCUCUUGACAGCAUUGGCUUUGCCAGCAACAUUGCUUGCAAUGACAGAUUUUAUUGACAGCAAAUGGGCAAUUGCUGUGGACAGAUCGGAUAAGGCAGGAAAACUUCUGGCAGAAGUGUUACAGAAAGGAUUACAAGGAAAUAGGCCUGUAACACUUGUUGGGUUUUCACUUGGGGCAAGAGUUAUCUUUAAAUGUCUCCAGGUUCUGUCUGAGAGUGAGAAUACUUCGGGGCUUGUGGAAAGAGUUGUUCUUCUUGGUGCACCCAUUGCAAUUAAAAAUAUGAACUGGGAAGCAGCUAGAAAGGUAGUGGCUGGUCGAUUUGUGAAUGCUUACGCUACAAAUGAUUGGAUGCUAGGAAUUGCCUUUCGUGCCAGUCUCCUGACUCGAGGUUUGGCUGGAAUUCAACCAGUUGAUGUUCCUGGCAUUGAGAACGUUGAUGUAACUGAACUCAUUGAUGGCCAUUCCUCCUAUUUAUGGGCUACCCAAAAGAUCUUAGAUCUACUUGAGCUUGAUGCCUAUUAUCCGGUAGUCCUCGGUCGAGUUGCGCUAUGAAGACAGACGUUGCAACACAUUUUUCUUCCUUAGAUAACUGUAUUUUAGGGGAUUGUAUCUGUUACAGGAAGUCCAUAGGUAGCCAGUUCAUUAUAUGACCACUAACAGGGUUCUAGUCUGGUACUGUAGUUCUUUAUUCAAUUUUUCUCUUUCAAA